AUGGCAGAAAACGACCGAAUCCCAGAAAGAAAUGAGUCAAAUGCAGAUGGGAGUAGAGGCCGUGACUCCGACAACAUUAAUGAUGAAGGAACACAAAUUGACGUUGAUGAUGGCGUUAUCGGAGAUGCAGAUGAACCGUCAAUGGAUGGUUUUCAGGCACGUUGCCACAGUGAUGUAACGGACGAUAACAGCGUACAAGCCGAGAGGCCUCUGAGUGGGGCAUAUCUGGAAUGCGACAGGAAUAGCCUCAUAAACAACAACGACCAGCUGCAAAUAGGCAAACUAAGUUCACGUGAAUCAAUUGGGCAUAAACCGUGUUCCGAGAAAAUUGACGACAUUGAUACGAAACAUUCUCUGCAUUUCCAAGAUAUUGCGAUUACAGAGCCGGAAAUAAAGGAUAACCCAGACGUGACUCGUGCUGUGGAGGUUCCAAGUUCCGCUAACAAGGACGUACAGAAGGAUUUAUUUCGCUAUGUGGGAACUAACGAUGUUCUGGGAAUACGUAAACUGAUCAAGUCAGCUGACUUACAAGUUAAAAAAGAUGGUUACACCUUGUUGCACCAGGCAGCUAUAUUCAACGUGCCCAGCCUAGUGAGUGCUCUAUUUCAUUUCACUGAAUUCAGCCUACUGAUCGAACAACCUGUGCAAUGUUAUGAUGCGAAUAUUGGCAAAACAGCCAGAGAACUCGCGAAAAAUAAAGGGGACUGGAAACUGGUGAAAAUAAUCGAGGAUUACUCACGCAUGGAGAACCAGCUUAGUGAUUUGCACCGUGCUGCUAGACAGGGUGAUUUGGAAUCCGUGCAGACCCUUUGCGAGACAGGCGUUGACGUUGAUUUGCCAGUUAACGAUAAUAUAACGUCAUUAUAUAUGGCUACUAGCGCUGGACAUCUCGAUGUGGUUAAAAAGCUCGUCGAAUGGGGCGCCGAUAUCAAUACACGACACAGUCGAGGGGAUACCUUUCUGCACCGUGCUGCGUCGUGGGGUCAUUAUGAUAUCGCCGAAUACCUACUUUCAACCGGAAUGGAGUCCCUCGAUAUCGACGCUGUCAACGAGGAUUCCGAAACUGCGUUGCACAGAGCUGUUUGUUAUAACCACAUUGAUAUUUCUCGGUUGUUGUUACAGAAUGAAGCGGAUCCAAAUAUCGCAGACAAAACCCAGAACAGUCCUCUCCAUAUAGCUGUAUGUAAUAACUACCCAAACUUAGUGGAACUUCUCCUACACAAGGGAGCAAAUCCCGAUGUAUGGAAUUUGGACGGAUUGACACCUUUGCACAUGGCUUGCACCAACAAUCUGUGCAGUAUAGUGCAAUUGUUGAUUGAUCACUCGUCCAGUGUCGACAUUCGUGACAAGGAGAACCAUCGGUCGCCUUUACACAUAGCUGUGUAUUAUGGUUAUUAUGAAGUGUCAGCCUAUUUGUGUAAGUGCGGCGCCGAUACCAACACGCGUGAGAAAAAUGGCUGGCAUCCACUGUCACUAGCAGUGGCAGGAAAUCAUGCGGAAAUUGUUAAACUGCUGAUAGAUUCUAAGAGCGACGUGAAUAAAAUUGUACCAUCCAAUCCCAUAGAUAAUAAUGAUUGUACCGUGAAACAGUUGGAGUCUGAAUUAGACAGACAUCGCAGUUUUAGGAAGAACGAACAUAAUCAUAAACUAACCGUCCUUCAUAUUGCUGCAGAAAAUGGAGCUGCGGUAAUCGUUGAAUAUCUCAUGAAGGCAAAGGCAUGCGUGGAUGCUAAAGAUGUAUCAGGAAGAUCGUCGUUGCAUGUGGCUGCCUUGAAAGGAAACCUAGACGUUGUUAAACUGCUACUACGUGGAGGAUCAUUUGUAGACCUCGUAACAAACAGAAAUGCAACUGCUCUUCACCUAGCCGCCAAAGCUGGACAUGCAUCUGUUGUCAAAUAUCUUCUCAAAAAAGGUGCAAAGCCAAAUGCCGUGACAAUGGCGAUACAGACCACUCUGCAUUGGGCAGCAAGUCAAAACAACAUUGAUGUAGUGCUUUAUAUUAUGAAAUACGGAGCCCAGAUAGAUGCAUUUGAUUUGAACGACUGGACUCCGCUUUAUUGCGCCGCUCAGUUUGGACAGGAUAAGGUCAUUCGUCUUCUGCUAGCUAAUGGUGCCAACAUUGAAGGUGUCAAGGAGAGAGAGACGCCGUUGCACGUCGCGGCAAGUAGAGGGCGGGUUGAAUGCAUAAUUGUACUACUGGAGCACGGGGCUAACAUCGAAGCCAAAGAUUCUAACAUGCAGACAGCGCUUCAUCGAGCGGCGAAUUCCGGGUUUUGCGAUGCAGUUCACACACUGCUACAGCAUGGUGCCGAUAUCAAUGCUGUCGAGAUGGGAGAAUUAACAGCUCUUCAAUUGGCCUGUAUGAAAGAUAAUCUGGAGGUUGUUACAUGCCUGCUAGAAAACGGCGCCGAAGUAAACCAUAAGGACAGAUUUGGAACAACGGCUCUGCACAUAUCCGCUUCACAUGGACAUGUGUCUGUAGUGAACUAUCUUAUUGAACACAGGGCAGACCUCCAAGCGAUCGAUGAAAAUGGGCUAACCCCGCUGCAUAAUGCAGCAAGGUGUGGACAUCAACAACUUACCGAAGCAUUGAUAGAUGCAGGGGCAGAAAUUAACGUCGGUGACAAAAGCAGUUUUACUCCACUUCAUCAUGCUGCUCAAAGGGGACACGGCGAGGUUGUGGGAGCACUUUUGAUUAAAGGUUCUGCCGACGCUAACACAAUGUCGGAGGAAGAACAAACCCCACUUCAUCUUGCUACCAUUGCCAUCCACCAACACGUUAUCGAUUUGCUCCUCCGUUACGGGGCUGCUGUCAACAUGCGUGAUAGGCAGAAAUCCACUGCGCUGAUUUAUGCUGCAAAGGGUGGUAAUCUCUACGUUGUGAAGAAGCUCCUCCAAAAUUCAGCAAAUACCAGCGUGGCUGAUUACAUGAAGAAAACCCCUCUACAUUAUGCUGCAGAAAAUGGUCACCUCGUCGUGGCUGAGGCGUUAAUAGAGAGAAGUGCAGAUGUCAACGCACCGGACAAAAACGGGGACACGCCUUUAGCUUUGGCACUAAGGCAUGACCACAUGUCGACGUCAACAUUUCUGAAGGAGAAGGGUGGCGUUACGCUGAAAUCAAAAUUACAGUGUUCUUUAUUUUGA
Molecule: messenger RNA, 3144 nt
Organism: Saccoglossus kowalevskii
Lineage: Eukaryota; Metazoa; Hemichordata; Enteropneusta; Harrimaniidae
Product: ankyrin-1-like
Source: RefSeq, a predicted model, not a curated record